This is a messenger RNA of Nicotiana tabacum (common tobacco), 1161 nucleotides long. NCBI's taxonomy places the organism in Eukaryota, Viridiplantae, Streptophyta, Magnoliopsida, Solanales, Solanaceae. The record is from RefSeq and is a predicted model, not a curated record.
AUGGCCAGUUUGGAGGCUCGACGCUUACUUGAAGUUGUCAUUCUUAAUUACAUGGUUAAGAGAGGUUUCCAUCAGACUGGUGAGGUAUUCGCCAGAGAAAUUAAUGCUAAUCCAAAUCCUGUUGCUAUCAAUUCUCCUGAAGGAUGUCUGCAAGAGUGGUGGAAUAUAUUUUAUGAAGCAUUCAGCUCUAGGUUCCCUGAGGUUGCUCUAUUCGCGGCCGAAUCCUUUGAUAAGGUCGCACAGACAGUGGAGAACGUUGUGUCUAAUAUCGGUCCUGUAAGUUCAACCUAUGCUCCUUAUCAUACAGGAGAAAACAUCUCUACUGUGACGGCAUCCUCUCCUAUGAUGCCGUCCCCUCAUUUGAUGGCAUCCUCUCCUGUGAUGGCAUCCAACGGUCCUGAUCUUAUGGACCCCUAUAUUUCAGAUUUGUUGUCAUCCAUUUGUCCCAACUUGUUGCCAAAUUUAUCUCCUCCAAUGGCAUCUAUUACUCCUGAAAUGAUGCCAACAGGGGGAGAUGUCCUUCAGAAUGGCUGUUCAAUCAUGCCAAGGACAGGGUAUAUUCUGCCCAGUUUCACACAAUUUUCUGUUGGACCAAAUAUUCGGAUGGUGCAAGGGCAACCAUCAUUAGAUCUGCUGCCCGGAAGAAUGCAAGAGCAAGCCCAGCAUAUGACUCCUUUAAGAGACGUGACAUCAAUUUUAAAGUUUCUUGAGAUUAAUAAAAUGGAUGGCAUGCUUCCAUCUGCAAGCAACUCUGGCUAUCCAAUUCAGCAAAUUCCAACGGUUCCUCCACAGUGGGAGGGCAGAGGCGACAGACGUGGUAUAAACUUGGAAGGACCUAUGCAGAUGGAACCAAAUCUUUAUUUGCCUCCAUGGCCAGAACAUUCUGACGCGGGGAACAACAGAUCUCUCCAACAAGCAUCUCAUCAAGGAUGGCCGUUAGUUGGAGUUGGCCCAGUUUCCCCUGUCAUUAACCAUCAAGUUGUACAUCCUAGUGUAAUAGUACCGACUCAAAAGGAACAGUUUUUGAGAACUAAAUUCUCUCCUCAACAGGAUGUUUUACCAGAAGUGGCAGUUCAAACAUUGGAUGAGCUCAACUUUCCUGCCCCUGCAAGUUCUGGUGAUUUCAAUCGUAUGCUCAUUCAAGCUGGCUCGAGUGNAUAA